AUGUCAUUCUCUGUAAAAGUCGAAGUGACCGUUUCAAUACCUUCUAAACAGAUGACUGGAAGAUACCAGAGCAGCUUUCAUCGCGAACCACAGAAACCGUAUGUGCAUCAGAGCGAGAUCACCGAAAGACGGCCGAGAUCACCAGGACCUGUUGCUGGAGCUGGAGAAAUUACAAACACAAGUCAUGGAUUCACAAUUGAAAUCGACGUAUUCCAUUUCCUUCCGGAAGAAAUCAAAGUGGUUUUGACAGAUGACACAUUGAGUAUUUCUGGUGAACGUUUUGAGUCAACCGGAGAUGGACACACUCUUCGAAGAAGCUUCUCGAGAAAGUACUCUAUCCCAGAAGACGUUCAUUUGGACACAAUCAGAAGUCAUCUCACCAAUUCGGGAGUUCUCAUCAUCAACGGAUCCCGUAAAGGAUGGCGUGAGACAAGCAUUUCAACCUACCAACCAACCCAAAGAAACCCUUCCAGAAGUGUAACUUCAAUCGUUUAA
Messenger RNA from Caenorhabditis remanei, 495 nucleotides. RefSeq lists its product as uncharacterized. NCBI's taxonomy places the organism in Eukaryota, Metazoa, Nematoda, Chromadorea, Rhabditida, Rhabditidae. The transcript is spliced from 5 exons. Gene Ontology annotation, biological process: protein refolding; response to heat. Gene Ontology annotation, molecular function: protein folding chaperone. The coding region runs from base 1 to 495 and encodes 164 amino acids. The record is from RefSeq and is a predicted model, not a curated record.